CGCCCCCCACGCGCUCAGUCAUUCAGUGAUUCAGCCGCCGUCUGAGCUGCAUGCGGAGAGCCACAGGAGCAGCCGUGAAUCAGUUUAGUUGAGUUUCCCUCUCUGUCACGCUGUCGUCCGAGGAGCUGUGCGCGCUUUUAUAUCCAGGAGCCGCGUCGAAGAGCCGUUCGGCGGGGUUUUUAGCGGUUAAAAUUUCGUAGCGGACACCCAGACAAGUUGGAGCAGGUUUGCACCUGCCCCGCGUCUGUUCAUCGUGUUUCCUACGGUUCACCUGGAGCGGACUGAACAUCAUCGUCUGCAUGAAACUGUGGCCAGAUAAAACGGGAGGACGCAGCCACGCUUCAGGGAAAGGGUCCAAAGACCAGCUCGAGUCGAGCAGUUGCCCCUCACCUGCGACGUCGUCCACACCCGGUCCCUCCAUGUCCCUCGGUAGCUUCCACCUGAUGCAGACCCUCAAGGACUCGCCGGCCGCCUUUCGGCGCCACUUCCGCCGCGACCGGACGGAGUCGCUGUCGCACGGCGACCCGCUGUUCAAAGUCAACUACCUGGGCACGGCUAAGAUCUUCUCCCUGGAGCGGGGGCAGGCCGACGAYGCCAUCACGCACCUGCUGGGCGACCGCGCCAACAAGAAGCUGGGCAAGGAGCACGCKCUGGUGGUGCGCCCGCGCUACGUGGAGGUGAAGGAGCUGAGCACGGGGCGGCAGCUGACCAAGACCUUCCUGCAGGACAUCGCGUACUGCGCCGCCGACCCCAGCCGGCCCAACGUCUUCCUGUACAUCUGCAAGCACCAGGGCCAGGAGCUGCGCUGCCGCGUGUUCUGGUGCAGCCGGGCGGAGCGCGCCCGCGACCUGACGGCCUGCCUGGCGCUCUCCUUCCAGCGGGCGCUGAGCGACCUGCAGAGCGCCACGCUGGGCGAGGGUCGGCGGGCGGACGAGCCGCGCGGCUCGCCCACSGUCGCCAAGAGCUCCACGCUGCCGGCCGGUCUGGGCAAAGUUCGCUGGAAGCGACGGACUUCCGCAUCCCGGAGCCCGCUCAAAGCCCUGACCAGGAAAGGCUCCGCCUCCGACUGCUGGAGCUGAACUUUGUUGGGAGCGAGGUUGACGACGGCACCUUUGGAGGGUGGAAGAACUUGUGGAAGGACGGAUCAAAAGGGAGGGAGGGAAUGACCGCAARACUCGAGUGACGGAGACCAAACUACGUCCUUAUWUGGACAUUUCCUGACUGGACUGAGUGAUGUCAUGAGUGAGAGUUUGGACGCUCUCCAUGAGUGGCAGAUUGAGGGCCGGCUUCUCUGGUUUAGGAGCUUCAAAGCGACAGGAACGUCUGAACAGAACGACCUGAAUGAGUGUUUGUUUGUACCGGACGGGUCAGGAUGUUUUAUGUUUUUAACUCUGUGGAGUCCGAGUGUUUGUACCUGACAUGUUGACGAUUCAUAGGAAAUACUGGGGCUUCAAACGAAAGCUUUUCUCUGCGUGUUGUGAGGUUUGCUGCUAUAAAAACAUCUCAAUGACAGGUUUGGCACCUGUGUCAUAACUCAGACCUGAGGAGGUUUUUAAUAACACAACACAUGAUGAAAGACGAGGGACACGGCUUUUUUUUUUUUUUCUUUUUGCAUUUACUUGGAAUAAGUGCCAUAUUUGUGGCUCCACAGUGGGCACAUUGUGUCCCACCCCCCCUCCCACUUGUGUGGACCCUCGGUGAGGAAUGUGCACCUGCAUUCCACCACCCGGAAACCUGAGAUCAGGAAUCUCACGUUCCUCUUCGUGUGCAGCCUCGUCUUUUUAUUAGUUUUUAAACUUUAAAAAAGAGUCUGUUACAGUUAGGAGCUGUGGAGCAGAGCGGAUCGGCGGUAGGCCCUGAGCCUGCCUUUCCCCCUCAUCUCGGGUCAAACUAAGCUAGAAACUCGUUUUUUUUUUUUUUUACAUAUGUAUAUUUACAAAAGUGGCACUUUUUUGCGUGUAUUUUCAGAUUUUAUACUCCAAUCUUGCAAAAGGCUCAACCUUUUCAAAGGUGAUAACUGUGCCUGCUUCAGGAUGUUUUUUUUUUUAUCUAUAUGUUGUCAAUUUGUACAUAUUUAUCUAAAUAUUUUAUGGACUAUUAAAAGUUUUUAUACAGCA
Molecule: messenger RNA, 2117 nt
Organism: Austrofundulus limnaeus
Lineage: Eukaryota; Metazoa; Chordata; Actinopteri; Cyprinodontiformes; Rivulidae
Exons: 3
Coding region: 300-1079 (259 amino acids)
Cellular component (GO): early endosome
Source: RefSeq, a predicted model, not a curated record